Molecule: messenger RNA, 2184 nt
Organism: Cryptomeria japonica (Japanese cedar)
Lineage: Eukaryota; Viridiplantae; Streptophyta; Pinopsida; Cupressales; Cupressaceae
Exons: 9
Coding region: 16-2184 (722 amino acids)
Source: RefSeq, a predicted model, not a curated record
UUUUAUGAUAAUAACAUGCAUGUGGUUGCAGUAACCAAGGCGAUUAGUAAAUUUUCACAACUCGCAGCCGACCAGCACACAUUGGUGGACACUCUAGGACGAAAUGUGCUUGUGGAGUGCAUCGCCGCACAUUUUCUGAAUCCAUAUAUUAAAUCUCCUAUCACAGUAAGCAUUUCAGGUGGAAGCGGCACAGGAAAGAGUAGUCUCAUGUAUCAGAUAGAAGCCUAUUUAUUGAUUACAGCUGCUCAAUUAGCCUUUCCAUAUUUGUGGGAAAACGAAGAUUUUAAUGGAGCGAGAAAGAUAUCCCUCACUAUUAAAGGAGUACAGAUGUGCAAAAAAAUUGAGAAAGGAGUUUACACUUUGCUAGGAAACAGGAAUUACAGAAACUUUAAAGAAGAUGUUGUUCACUUGUCUCCACAGCAAAGGCCAACAAUGUCACUGGUGUAUUUGUUGAGAGAAUAUCUACCAAAAUGCAAAGCUGUUUAUAAGUCUCUGGCAUGCAUGGACGUAGCUCAACUGAUGGAAGAAGGUGAAAAAUCAUCAGUUCAUGAGAUUGAAGGUCAAUCACUGGGAGCAAUUCCAAGGAUUUUAACUGUGAAUUUCAAUGCCGGCAACUAUCGGGGAAGAACAGAAGCUUGGGCAGGUCUGGCAAUUGAAAUAACAAAAGAAAUUGAGGCUUCUAUGACUUGGGCCCAGUUGUUGAGCACACGUUGGAGAAACAUGUGGAUCAGACAUGGUCAGGAUUUCUACUUGCGCUUCAUAUUCCCAGGUGUUCUUUUGGUUUUUGUGGGAGCCUGGAUUGGUUGGGCAGCAUGGAAGCUGCUAGACCGGGAAGGCCCGUCAGAAUUAAAAGAUUUAAAAUAUGGAUCUGUAACUGCAACUGUGAUAGUAAUUGUGUGGUCUAUAUUAGGCAAAAUAGUUUCAGUUUUACAACCUAUAAGUUCACAAAUGAGUGGAUAUUUCAGCUUACCUGAUCAUUCACAACAGCUGGGUUAUCAGCAAAAGGUAAUUGCAGACAUCCAGUUUCUAAAAGAAGAAAUUGGGAGAAAGCCCUGCUUCAUUUUCUCUUUUAUUGCGGGUGAAAUGUGUAAAAACUGGUGGGGUUUGUGGAAGGAGAACGUUCAAGGCACUUGCAUUCCUCGAUAUGGCUCAGCUCCCGAGGGUAAGCUGCGGAUAAUAGCUUUUGUUGAUGAUCUCGACCAAUGUGAGGAAACAGUGAUACUCCCGAUGUUAUGGGCAAUAAAUCUGGUAUUCAAGGUGUGCGAAAUCAACGUUAUCUUAACAAUGGACAAAGCAACUAUUGAAACAGCAUAUCGAAAGUCUUCGUUGGUUCAAGACAAUGAUUUUGCAGACAAGUUCAUAAGUAAAAUUGUACAGCUGCCAGUGAACAUACCAGAUCCAACAGAUGACGAAUGGUUAGAGUUUCUUGAUACGGCGAUGCUACGCAACAGAAAAGUAGAGUCUCAGCAGACAACGGGUCGUGUUGAGACGCUGCCGAUCAACGAACAGUCCAGGAUAAAUGGAGGAAACCGAGGAGAACCUGAGAAAGUACGUGGACCGAAAGAUAUCGAGAGUGGAAAAAGUUCAAUAAAAUGGGAAGGCUGUUGCAUUCCAUUUUUGACCGACUGGCCAGUGCCAUGGCUUAAAGGGAUUACAUCUUGCUUUCUGUCUUUCAUACAUGGCAUUCUCCACUUUCUGGGUUUUGUUGUUUGCAACAUCAGAGAAGAAAAUGAGAGGCAUCAGCCCGAUUAUAGUGAUGAUUCAGAAUCUUUCCCAGAUGGUACGAAGAUUUUGUUUCAGCGUUUGCAGCAGGUUAGAGAGUCGUGGAUGCUGAGUUACAAUGAUGAAGAAGCAGAAGCUUUUCAUCAAUUGAAAUGUUAUGCUACAGGCAGCCAGAAGGUUCCCAGAGAAUGGAAAUGCUAUAUCACCUACCAUAACUUUGCAAAGAAUAUUGUCUCUAAAAUGGGCAAAGGAAAAAAAUUCCCUGUCGGUUGGGAGGUCGAAUUCAUGGUCUGGACUUUUGUUUGUUUACAAUGGAAACACGAAAUCAAUGUUUUAAUACAGGAUUGGUACAAGUAUGCCUAUGUGAAAGAAAGCGAUCGACCAGCAAUACUUAAAACUUCACUGAAGAAAAUUGUUGCAGACUACAUUGCACAACGCAAUUGGGGAGAGCAAACGGGAUAG